This is a messenger RNA of Strongylocentrotus purpuratus (purple sea urchin), 3600 nucleotides long. RefSeq names its product peroxisome biogenesis factor 10-like. Gene Ontology annotation, molecular function: zinc ion binding. Gene Ontology annotation, biological process: protein import into peroxisome matrix. The transcript is spliced from 8 exons. Bases 728 to 1630 code for a protein of 300 amino acids. Gene Ontology annotation, cellular component: peroxisomal membrane. The record is from RefSeq and is a predicted model, not a curated record. Lineage: Eukaryota; Metazoa; Echinodermata; Echinoidea; Camarodonta; Strongylocentrotidae.
CUUACCAAAGUGUUUACUUUAAUAGUGGUAGUUUUUUUUUUGACAAAAUGUUGUUAUUGUGGAUUUUUUUUUCUUCCCCUCUCCCGAUUAGCGAUAGAACACUGAAGAUUUGACUGAACACAUUAUUAAAACAUCAUAGACAAGUCGCAGGAUUUUCCAAAGGCAGUACAAAAUUGUUUUUCCAGAUCAGAAACUGAUAAAUAACAGUGCACUUGCAUUAGGCCUACAGAGGCAAGAGAAGAAAUAAAGAAAGAAAUAUCAAUUAUCAAAAUAACAUGUAGAUCGAAUUCUACUGGGAAGCAAUUUGAUUUGGCCUAACGUGUACCCGAGAUGUUUCCUUUUUCUAUACUUUUGAUGCGCGCCCACCAUCGGGCGGAAUUAGGGCGGGUCUAGGCGGAAUUAGGCAAGGAAAAUGCCUCACGCAGACGGCGCGCUACGGACAAUCGCUUAUGAUUUCGGGCGUAAGAAUGGCAACGCUAGAUUUGCUAGAAUUUCGGCAACAAAUUGGUAUACAUUAGCGCCUGUAUAAUUCAUUUUCGGAGAAGUUAUCUGAGAAAAACUGCCCAUCGGGCGGAAACCGGGCAGGGUACGGUACGCUGGAACAGUGCAUAAUAUUUUUCCUUUUUUAUUUGUUUGUUCAAUAUCUGCGUUUCGGGAGAUAACAGUUUUAACGAACUCUAUCAACAAAUUGCACAAUUCUACAUCGUCUGAGCCUUUGAGAUCUUCAAUGGCGACCUUUCAGUCGGCAGGUCAAGCCGAGAUUAUCAGAAGCAGUCAAAAGGAUGAAGCGUACCAAACUCAGCUUAGAGGCAGUAUCCAUGAUGUCGUCCAGUCAUUAAUAGGUACAAGAUUUUGGGCCAGAUGGAGAAAGGAACUUGAUGUAGUGUCAGAUGUCUUGUACUUCGGUCUAACAACAAUUGCAGGUUUCCAGACCCUUGGUGAAGAGUAUGUCAACAUACUUCAAGUUGAUGGAACAAAGAGAGCAGUUCCAUCGUUGCAGAGACGCAUUGCUCUAGUAGCGCUCCACAUCGGUGCCCCCUACCUCCUGGACAAGACGCUCGCUCGUCUCUUGUUUCACCUGGAGGCUGGCUACAGGUUGUCUCAUCUCUCCGAGGAGGCUAACAACAGGCUCCGCCUUUGGCUGCCCUCCGUGAGACGUGCGUUGACCUUUGUAAACCGUGUCCACAUGGCCGUUUUCUACCUACGUGGCCUCUUCUAUCAUAUUGCAAAGAGAUUCUCUGGAGUCAACUAUAUCCAAGUCAGAAGGACAGCAGUAUCUCAGGCCCUGCAGAAAAGCUUUCACAUUCUGGGCUGGUUAUCAGGUAUUCAGCUUAGUGUCAGUCUACUAUGGCAUGCCCUACAACUCAGAAAAAUGGUGAUUUACCAGUCUUCUGAAGCAACUGAGGAGAAGGAGAGAAGUGUAACCCUCGAUACUCAAGUUGUGGACCCCAGAUGGCGCUGUUCACUUUGCCUGGAACGACGUCAGCACACGACUUGCCCUCCAUGUGGCCAUCUUUAUUGCUGGGGGUGUAUCAUGGAAUGGUGCAGGACAAAGCCGGAGUGCCCAAUAUGCAGAGACGGCUUCCAGGCUUCAAGGCUAGUCCGUUUGCAGAACUACGACAGGAGAUAACAGGAGACAGGAGGAGGAGUCACGCCAAUAUAACCAUCCAGUAUUCCAUGCUCGGUGCCAAGCAAUCAGGUCUUGUUAUGGAGGGCAGACUAUUUGGGCUAAAUUGUUUGGCUCCUACGCCCGAAUUUAAUAGCACAAAUGCUGCAGUAUGAAGCUUUAAGUUUUUGAGGCCAAAUUAACAUAUAUAUUGUAUUGAGUUAAUGGAAGAAUAUUUCGGACAAACUUGUCAUUUGUCUAAGUUUUGUUGAUUUUCAUGAAAACGCAUUUCAAAUGUAUGUAUGAAGUCAAGUUUUAUCUGCUUUAGUCUUUAUAUCAUUGAGACAUAUUUCUUGCCAACCUUAAACUAAGGAUUUUGGUAUUUUGUCAACACCAAAGAAACAUCUUUCCUUGUAUGAAUCAUUCCUAAUAUUACAUAAAGAUAAACCAUAUUCAUGAAAAUAAAUGUAGCCCUCUAUGCAUACUCACUGAUUGUCAGUAUGCAGAUCAGUGUACAGAAUAUUCAGAGACAUUUUUCUAGAAAUAUUUUAUAUAUAGGAUUUAUUGAAAUCAAAUCAAAUCACAAAAAAAAAUCCAAGAACAAACAGUCUGAAGACUGACACCUGUCUUGGGUACAAUAUAACAUCAAGUAUACAUAAUAAAAUGGCAGUAACGAAUAAAUAAAUAGGUUACAGAAGUUAAAAUAUCAAACAACUAUCAUCACUGAAUAUUGCAAAAAGGACAUAUAAACAAUAACAAGAAUAAGUAUACAUUACCAGUACAACAUUUGUCUUGGAAGUCAAAUGGGACCAUCUCCUUAAUUGAAUUGUGCAUUAAUCUGUGUGAAUCUAUACGUAAUUACUAGAAAAGGGGAGUAUUUUGAAAAGAGAAAGCAAACUCAAUUCCAACAUUACCAGAGUGUAACAAACAUGUUUUAUGGAUGGAUCUGAGCCAGCCUUUAAAAAAAAAGAUAUAUUGUUUUGGUUUGGUUUGGUUAUAUUUUCCGUAUAAAAAUUCAAAUAUAUACAAGAGUACAAUUUACAGAUAUAGUACAUAUCGAGAAUUAAAAAACUACUGGAAUGCUCUAUUCUGGGCCAUUAUCAAAAUGGCUCUGUUUUUCCUAGAGGUCCAGAAAUAGAUAUUUAAACAUAGAAAUAAAACACAAAAUAUUGUAAAGCAUUUUUUUCCAAUAUUGACCUUGACUUCGAAGGUUUUGUGUAUUCUAGGAAAAAAUCAUUUUCCAUAGGAUUUGUACACAAACCACAAAAUUUAGCGAUUUUGGUGCCGAGGAUCACUUGAGAAAGGUCACAUGACUUAAGAACAGUAUAUCUGUUAGUCGCAAAAUUGGUCUCGAAAGUUGCGCAAGACUUCAAUGAAAAAUGAAGUGGAGCAUCAAUAUCUGUGUGCGUUGCAGAAUGAACGCGCGAAAAGUCGAGGGGGGAUUGACCCUCCUCCCAGUUAAGAUGGGGUUAAUGGAUGAUCAAGUAAAGUUGACACUACAAUUCAAAUUUUUCUAAAUUCACCAUCUUCUUCCUAUACUCCACGUCAACAAGCUUUGAUGCAAGAGCGUCAAACUCGUCCUCGGUGUUCACUGGUUCUGUAAAUGGCUCCCUCAGGUCUUACACAUCAACGGCCACUCCCGAUUUGGACAAAAGCAGUUGUUUUACCAACUGCGUCAGCUGCUGCUGCCCUUCUUCCAGCCUCUCCAGUCGACACUUGUUGUUUGUGAGCGUAUUAAUGUUCUUCUCGUCCCGUUAUGUCUUCGAAUCGUCUUUCAAAUUUCUCUCCGUUGAUGUCUUUGAGGGUGUAAUGUCUAUUGAAGGUGAGCCGACGAUGCAGUUGGCCCUUUUUACUGAAUGUUUCCUGCCAUGUUUUCUCGAUAAUCUCCAUGCAUUGGUUGUUGAUCACUGCGUGGAGUGAGAGGGGCCCAAACAGUGAUAGUCUUCUUGAUUCAUAUUCGGGUGCCUCAGGCAGCACCCUUUCCGUCGGUGAUU